This is a messenger RNA of Chlorella variabilis, 5379 nucleotides long. RefSeq lists its product as hypothetical. The transcript has 36 exons. The record is from RefSeq and is a predicted model, not a curated record. NCBI's taxonomy places the organism in Eukaryota, Viridiplantae, Chlorophyta, Trebouxiophyceae, Chlorellales, Chlorellaceae. Bases 1 to 5379 code for a protein of 1792 amino acids. Gene Ontology annotation, biological process: cellular response to amino acid starvation; regulation of translation. Gene Ontology annotation, molecular function: protein kinase regulator activity. Gene Ontology annotation, cellular component: cytosol.
AUGUCGCGCCACAUCAGCGACUCAGGCAUCACCGGCGACCAGCUGGCGGCUGCCUGCAGGGUGCUGGACGGCAGCACAGCCGGCAAAAUCAAGGCGGCGUCGGAGCGUGCCAGCCUGGCGGCGGUCAUCGCCAGCCUGGCGGAGGCCCCCGGCCGAGGCCCCAGCGUGGCCCGCGUGGCGGCGCAGGCCGUGGAGUUCAUCUGCGGGUACUACAAGGAGGAGCUGAGCGAGGACGUCAAGGCGGCGCUGGCGGCGGCGCUGGGCGCCUGGCUGCCGCGCUGCUCGGGCAUGCCUGAGCCCGCCCUGGCCCGGAUGACAGAGAGCCUGAAAGAGAAGGAAGCGCUGCGCCGCGCCCACCUGCGCGCGCUGGCGGCGGCGCUGCGCCAGAACCAGGAAGCGCGGGGGCAGGCCGCCGCGCUGGCUGCGCCGCUGGGCAAGCUGGUGCUGGAGGGGUGCGCCAAGGCGGCCGCCCGCCUGGACGGCCUGCUGGCGCUGACGGCUGCCGCCUACAUCGCGGCGGCAGACCUGCAGGCCGACGAGGCGCUGGCGGCAGACAAGGUAUGGGAGGCCGCCUGCGGCGCCGACAGCCCGCUGCUGGCGCCCGGUACCGCCGCCAGGCUGGCGGCAGAGGAGGCCGGCGGGGCGGCGGAGGCGGCAGAGGUGCUGCUGACUCAGCACGCGCGCCACCUGGGCGGGGAGAGCAGCGCCGCCGCCGCCGCCGCCGCUCGCACCCUGGCCGUGCUGCUGCUGCACGCCGCGCCGGCGCCGCGGGCGGCGGCCGCGGCCGCCGCCGCCGCCGUCUCCGGCACGUCUACAGAGCUUGCCUCCACCCUGGUGGCAGGCCUGCAGCACUGGGCCAGCCACCCCGCAGCUCCCGAGGUGGCGGCGGUGCUGGGGGAUGCCGCCCCGCAGCCGCGGUUUGCCGCCGCGGCCGUGGCGGCGGCGUCCGCGGCCGGCGCCGUGCCGCUGUCCACCGCGCUGGUCAGCAGCCUGCUGCUGCUGGCGCACCACCCCACGGUGGCUGGCGGCGGCGGCGGCGGCAGCGAGGCCUGGGCGGCAGCCGCCCGGAAGCUGGGCCCCGUGGCCGACGUGUUGGCGGCGGCGCCUGCUGACGUGGCGGCAGCGCUCGUCUCCAGCCGCACUGCAGGGGCCGCCUCGGCAGACCCAGCGCAGCAGGCAGCGGCCCGCGGCGCCCUGCGGGCGGCCAUGGCCCUGGCGGCGCUGCCGCUGUUCCCCGCGGUGCUCGCUGAGCUGGAGCCGCUGCUCGCCACGUCAGCGCACGACGCGCUCAGCGCGCGCGACACCAAAAUCUUCUUCACCCCGCCAGACAAGCUGUCGUUUGAGAACGAGGACGGCACGAUCAUGGCCGAAGAGAUCUUCCAGCGCCAGCUGCUCACCUACCGACCCAUCCCGCCCCCCACCCACCUCCCAGACUGCCCCCAGGAGCAGCAGCAGCAGCCGCUGGGGCAGGGCCAGCAGGCGGCCGCCGCCGAGGCCGCCCCCGUGGCAGCGCCGGCGGCCAAGCCGGGCGCGGCCGGCAAGGCCGGCGGCACCCCGGCCCGUGGCGCGGGCGGCCGCCCCACCGCCGGCGGCAAGGCCGGGGGGCCCGCCAAGAGCAACGCGGCGGCCGAGGCGAGGGCGCGGCAGCUGGGAGGCGAGGCCGAGCUGGACACGCUGCGCCCGCUGGUGCUGCCGCUGCUGACCUCCCCGCUGGUCGGCGCCACCGCCGCCUUUGACUGCUGCCGCCAGCUGGCGCGCUGCCUGCCCGGCGAGCUGGGCGGCGCCGCGCUGCCGCUGGCCUGCGCGCUGCGCCUCGUCAUGCUGACUCAGCAGGAGGGCGCCGCCGCAGACUGGCAGUCCCUGGCGGGGCGGCGGUGCGUGGCGGAGGCGGUGGGCGCGCUGCAAGCGGCCACCGGCGGCAGGCCUGGGGAGAACGGGUCGGCGCCGCCGCCGGCGCUGCGCCGCGCGCUGCCCGGCCCCUCCUACAUGUACUGCUUCCCCAUCCUGCGGGCGGUGAUGAGCUUCCCGGAGCCCACGCCGCUGCACGAGGCGGCGCUGGGUGUGGUGGCGCUGCACGUCGGCCCCGCGGCCAAUGUGAGCAAGGUGGAGUCGUUCAAGCUGCUGUAUCACGUGCUGGAGAUCAUCCCCGCCUACAGGCAAGGCACUGGCCCAGCAAGCCGCGCUCGCCUGCGCUUGCGGGCAGCUGCAGAGGCAGGGGCGCGGCAGGAAGAGGCCAGCCAGGACCGGGUGCAGCCCCUGCUGCGCAUGCUGUGCUCCUCCACAGCGUGCGACGACGUGCCCGGCUUCACCGCCGCGCUCCAGGGCCUGGUGGCGGGGCAGCCGCACGUGCGCGGCGCGGCGCUGCAAGCGCUGGACCACUCACCGGCGAUCAACGAUGCCGAGGUGCCUGCCGACGACGCUGUGCUGGCGCUGAUGUGGCUGGCCAGGCGGGACCUUUAUGAGGCCAACGCCGAGGUGGCGCAGGGGCUGUGGGAGGAGGCCUGCUGCUCCCUGCCCCCCACCUUUGCCCCAGCCCUGAUGCCCCACCUCAGCAGCCCACACCCGGACGUGCGCGUCGCGGCGGCCUCCGCGCUGGCUGAGGGCGUGGAGGAGCACCCCGGCGUGGUGGGGCAGGCGCUGGGCGGCGCGCUGGAUCUCUACGAGUCCCCCGCCGCCGACGACGGCCUGUCGGCGCGCGCGGGCGCCGCCGCCGCGCUGCGCGCGCUGGCCCCUAGCCUCGCCGCCGACCAGCUGCCCGCCACCCUGGACUUUUUGCUCAGCAAGGGCCUGGCAGACGGCCACGCCGCCAUCCGCGAAGCCAUGAUCGCCGCGGGCGUGGCUGUGGUGAAUGCGCAUGGGGGGCAGAAUGCGGAGGCCCUGCUGCCGCUGUUUGAGUCGUACCUGGACAAGAAGGCCGCGCUGAGCGGCCUGUCUGAGAGCCAGUACGACAACGUGCGGGGCGGGGCGGUCGUGUUCCUGGGCACGCUGGCACGCCACCUGGACCCGCAAAACCCCAAGGCAAGCGCCCGCUGGGGGGCACAGAGGCGCGGCGCGUCGCGCGCUGGGUGGUGGCGUGCAUUGUGUGUGCGCGUCCGCAGCAUCGUGGGCACGCUGCUGGAGGUGCUGACCACGCCCAGCGAGAGCGUGCAGCGCGGCGUGUCCGAUUGCCUGCCGCCCCUCAUGCAGGCAAGUCGCGGCGGGGGGCGGCUGGCGCUGCAGGGCGACUCUGCGUUUGUGGAGGGCACGGUGCAGGCGCUGCUGCAGCGCUGCCUCAAGGGGGCCAAUUACGGGGACAGGCGCGGCGCGGCGUACGGCCUUGCCGGCGCGGUGCGUGGGCUGGGCAUCAGCAGCCUGCGCGGGCUGGGCAUCAUGGAUGCGCUCAAGGCGGCGAUCGAGGACAAGGGCAGCGCGGAGGCGCGGGAAGGCUCCCUGCUGGCCUUUGAGUGCCUCAGCGACAAGCUGGGCCGCCUGUUUGAGCCCUACGUCAUCCAGAUCCUCCCCAUGCUGCUCGUCUGCUUCGGCGACAGCUCGCAGGCGGUGCGGGACGCCGCCGACGGCGCGGCGCGGGCCAUCAUGGGGCAGCUCACGGGCCAGGGUGUGAAGCUGGUGCUGCCGGCGCUGCUCAAGGGUGUGGAGGACAAGGCGUGGCGAACCAAGCAGGGCAGCAUCCAGCUGCUGGGUGCCAUGGCGCACUGCGCUCCCAAGCAGCUCGGCUCCUGCCUGCCCGUGGUGGUGCCCCGCCUGGGCGAGGUGCUGGCUGACCCGCACCCCAAGGUGGCAGCCGCCGCCCGCACCGCACUGAACGAGGUCGGCUCUGUGAUCCGCAACCCCGAGGUCGCCAAGCUGGUGCCGGUGCUGCUGGCCGCCAUCGCCGACCCCGCCGCCUCCAACAAGCAGUGCCUGGACACGCUUCUGGCCACGGUGUUUGUCAACACGGUGGACGCCCCCUCCCUGGCCCUCAUCAUCCCCGUGGUGCACCGCGGCCUGAGGGACCGGUCGGGCGACCUGAAGAAGCGCGCCGCACGCAUCGUGGGCAACCUGUGCACUCUGGCUAACGACCCGCGAGACAUGCAGCCAUACGUGCCGCUGCUGCUGCCAGAGCUCAAGGCUGCGCUGGUGGACCCCUUACCCGAGGUGCGCGCCACAGCUGCCAAGGCCAUGGGCUCGCUGGUCAAGGACAUGGGUGAGGAGGGGCUGGGCGGCGUGGUGCCCUGGCUGCUGGAGAAGCUGCGCAGCGAGUCGUCGGCGGUGGAGCGCAGCGGCGCGGCGCAGGGGCUGGGCGAGGUGCUUGCGGUGCAGGGGGCGGGGCAGGUGGCGGCGCUGCUGCCCGACAUCAUCGCGGGAUGCCGCGCGCGCAACGCGGCCGUGCGCGAGGGCCACCUCACCCUGUUCAAGUACCUGCCGCUGUGCAUGCCAGACGAGUUUGUGGCGCACCUGCCUGAGGUGCUCACCUGCAUUCUGGACGGCCUGGCGGACGAGGCUGAGGGUGUGCGGGACGCGGCGCUGGCGGCGGGGCGCGUGGCGGUGGAGCUGUAUGCCGAGAGCUCGCUGGCGCUGGUGCUGCCUGCGGUGGAGGCGGGGAUCACCAACGCCAACUGGCGCAUCCGCCAGUCCAGCGUGGAGCUGCUGGGUGACCUGCUGUUCAAGGUGGGCCUGUCCCUCAAGGCAGUGACCGCCGCCGCCGGCGACGAUGAGGAGCUGCGGUCCGCGGCCGCGGGCGCAGCGGGCGCCUUCGCCAGGCACUGCGCGCCGGAGGAGCUGUCGGCGCUGCUAGAGGCGGGGCCGCUGGGCGGCGGCAGCGGGCGCCUGUCGGAACGCAUCGGCUCUGCUCAGACGGCGGCGGCGGUGGCGCAGCACGCUGCGGCGCGGCUGGAGGAGCAGGGCCUGCUGCCACGGUUUGUGGAGUCGAUAGUGAAGGCGGGGCGUGACCCCUCGCCCGACGUCAAGGCCGCGGCGGCGCGGGCCACCGGCCGCCUGCUGCUGGCGCAGGCCGAGGAGGGCCAGGGCGCGCCGCCGCAGUCGCUGCCCAUGCUGCUGUCCACGGGCGUGGCGCUGCUGGGCAUGGAUCAGGAUUCGGAGGUCCAGCGCACCAUGCUGUCGGUGCUGCGCCGGGUGGCGGCGGCGUCGCCGCGGGCGCUGCCGCCUCACUGGAAGGAGGUGGUGCCCUCCAUCUGCGCCAUUGUGCAGGGCACGUCCGGCCCCACCAAGGUUGCGGCGGAGCGGUGCCUGGCGCGGGUGCUGGGGCUGGACCGGGGCCUGGAUGCGGCGCUGGCCUGGGUGCCCAGCGGCGGCCCGCUGGCGCGCACCAUCCUGCAGGAGGUCUACCUGCGCCGCCUCUCCAAGCUGCCCACAGAGGAGGACGACGACGGCCUGCUGUAG